UUGGUACAACUUUCAGGGAGGUGGGGCAUUUUGUUUAUGUUUUGCGCGUCCCGCGGUGCGUCAGGCUGCGUCUGGGUGUGUACGUCGUGUCCGAGGUUAUCUUCGAAAUUUCAGGCACUUAAUUCGGUCCUUGGAGGGCCCCUCAGAAGUCAUGUCUCGGCGUUCUGGCCGCUUGGAAGCCUCGAAGGAAGGGCCUAAGGUCGUCGUCCAGCAAGUCCUGCAGGUAGAUCCUCUUGCACCGGACCCUCCAGCCGCCCUUGAGCCACCUCCGGAAGGUCCGCAGGCCAAAACAAAGCCAGAGUUGAAGACUCGCCUCCGCCCAAACCGUUCAUCAUGGAGACAGCGUUUUUCACCUCCGCCACCUUCCAAGACCAAGAUCAAGAGAGAGGAUGGGUCUCCGAUAUUGCCCAAAGCAACCAAACAAGAGCCUGUCGAUGAACCUGAACCUGAGUCUGAUGAGGCGCCGGCGGACGAGGAAUUAAUAGAGCAGGAACCUGUGGAGGAGUUGCAGGAGGAGGAACAACAUGUUAUGGUUGUGUCAGAAGGCAUUGAGAUGGCCGAUGAGGAACCCAUGGAAACAGUGGAGACGGGCUCUGAACAGACGCAAAUCAUGGAGGUCAUUACUGAAGAGACCUCCGAGGCAGACAGAAUUUGUAGCGUCGUCCAGCAAGACCAGCUUAUACAGCAGUUUGGUCUCAACCUGGUCAACAUGAGUACACAACCACACUCAAGAGCAACGAUCCUUGCUGUAUCUCAACGGAUGAUAGAGUUAGUUCGACUUUUGCGGGCUGCCCAGGCCAUGAAUGAAGGCAUUGACAGCCUAGCCUCACUUUUCCACAUAGAUUACUGGCCACUUAUUCUCGAAUCCAUCAAAUAUGUCUGUGGCUAUGAAGAGGGAACUGCAAAAAACCCGCAGUACAUUUUUGACAUAGGCCAGGCCUUGCGGUUCUGUGCGUACAUUUUGAAAAGGGAGGCUCAAGAAAAUGAAAACGCUGCCUAUGAGGAGCAGGCACAACAGUUCCUUGACUCCAUCGAAGCCAACAUGUCCACCGUCAGCACCAACCAAACUGUCACUGUUUGCACAGAGCAACCAGUGGUUGAAGCAGAGACUGUGGCCGCAAUUGUCACCGAAGAGCCUAGCCAAUAUAGGGUGGUUUUGAGCAACAAUGCCAGUGGCGAUUCACAACCAGUCACUUUAAGCCUACAGGUGGGUAAUGACAACAUGCCUCUGCCAGGCACUGUUCAGGUUGUGAAAAUCAUCUCGACCCCCUCCGGCAAGAAGGGCAUCAUCAUCCCCACGCGCAUCCUCAGCAAAAAGGUGUAGGCAUGCAGCCAAAAGUACAAACAGACUGACUCGCCCAAGAGUGUGCUUUUAAAAGUUAAUUUAUCUGUGGCACAGCCGUGGGGUUGGCAUCGUAGCAAUAAACUCUUUCAACACUUAAAAUGUUUAAUUAUGCUGUCUUGAUGCCAGGCACCAGGCAUAUAAAAAAGUCGUUCAAAAAUGUACCAUUUUUCUUGAGAAUGAAUGAACGAACUAAUUUAAAUAUUAGUUAUUGCGUACUGUGUAAGCAUAUUUAUUCAGUAAUUCGAUUUUCUGAUAACUUGGUCUGUUGGUUCAUUUGCUUUGUUUCUCAUGUAGUGGGAGUUGUGUCUGACUAGGAAUCAUUUCAAUUUGAUGUCAUUAUGGAAUUCAAACUAUUUCAGUUUUGUUAAAGAAGCAUUUUUUUAAUAUAAAUACUGUACAGAAAUUU
Messenger RNA from Neocloeon triangulifer, 1751 nucleotides. RefSeq lists its product as uncharacterized. The transcript has 6 exons. Lineage: Eukaryota; Metazoa; Arthropoda; Insecta; Ephemeroptera; Baetidae. The record is from RefSeq and is a predicted model, not a curated record. The coding region runs from base 152 to 1324 and encodes 390 amino acids.